CAAUGAGAUUUCAGUACUAAUUAAUGAUCAGUCUUAAUGCACGUUUAUCCUCUGUCUCGCUCUCCAGUGGUCCCUACUAUCAUCCAAAAGCAGGAGGGUCUUCCCCCUCCAACCAACCCAUCCAUUCAGGAUGUCCACUCCAGACCCUCCCAUGGGGGGUACCCCUCGACAGGGUCCUUCCCCAGGCCCGGGGCCCUCUCCUGGGGCAAUGCUUGGCCCCAGCCCUGGUCCUUCUCCAGGGGGGUCCUCUCACAGCAUGAUGGGGCCCAGCCCAGGGCCUCCAUCCUCAGGUCACCCCCUGCCUCAGGCUGGGCCCUCUGGAUACUCCCAGGAGAACAUGCACCCUCUGCACAAAAGAACUGGUAUACAUGAGAAGGGCAUGAGUGAGGAGUCACGCUUUGCCCAGAUGAAGGGCAUGAGACAGGGAGGGCACAGUGGCAUGGGCCCUCCUCCCAGCCCCAUGGACCAACACUCUCAAGGCUACCACUCCCCACUUGGCGGCUCUGACCACUCCAGCCCCGUCCCUUCCAACGGGCCCCCCUCUGGCCCUCUCCAAUCCUCUAGCGCUGGCCCAAACCCCUCAGACACCUCCUCCAACCCGGACUCCCAAACCCUGGGGGGCCAGAACCAGUUGCAGAACCGAGGUCCUACUCCUUUCAACCAGAACCAGCUUCACCAGCUGCGGGCCCAGAUCAUGGCCUAUAAGAUGCUGGCCAGGGGGCAGCCACUACCGGACCAUCUCCAGAUGGCUGUCCAGGGGAAGAGGCCCAUGGGGUGCAGCCCAGGGAUGCAGGGUCCGGGGCCAGGGCAGGGGGGACUGGGGCAGCCCAUGCCCAGCCUGGCUCCUGGAGGUCCUGGAGGUGUGGGGCCAGGACAAGGACCAGGAGGACCCAUGGGCCAGGGCUACAGCAGAGCUCACGGGAUGAUGGGACCCAACAUGCCUCCUCCAGGCCCCUCUGGUCCAACAGGCAUGCAGGGACAGAACCCCAACGGACCCCCCAAGUCCUGGUCUGAAGGUCCAAUGGUAAACGCCGCCGCCCCCUCUAACGCCCCCCAGAAGUUGAUCCCUCCCCAGCCGACGGGCCGUCCCUCCCCCGCUCCACCCUCCAUACCCCCCGCGGCCUCCCCGGUCAUGCCCCCCCAGACCCAGUCCCCUGGGCAACCGGUCCAGCCCCCACCCAUGGUGCCCCACCAUGCCAAGCAGAACCGCAUUACCCCCAUCCAGAAACCCCACGGACUCGACCCGGUGGAAAUACUGCAGGAGAGGGAGUACAGACUGCAGGCUCGUAUCACCCACCGUAUAGCUGAGUUGGAGAACCUCCCUGGCUCUCUGGCUGGAGACCUGAGGACCAAGGCCACCAUCGAACUCAAGGCCCUCCAGCUGCUCAACUUCCAGAGACAGCUGCGUCAGGAGGUAGUGGUGUGUAUGCGCAGGGACACAGCUCUGGAGACAGCUCUGGACGCUAAGGCCUACAAGAGGAGCAAGCGCCAGUCCCUACGAGAGGCCCGCAUCACAGAGAAACUGGAGAAACAGCAGAAGAUCGAACAGGAGCGUAAACGUCGACAGAAACACCAGGAGUAUCUGAGCAUUAUCCUGGCCCACGCCAAAGACUUUAAGGAGUACCACCGCUCCAUCACAGCUAAGAUCCAGAAAGCCACCAAGGCCGUGGCCACGUACCACGCCAACACAGAGCGUGAGCAGAAGAAGGAGAACGAGCGCAUCGAGAAGGAGAGGAUGAGGAGGCUGAUGGCUGAGGAUGAGGAGGGCUACCGUAAGCUGAUUGACCAGAAGAAGGACAAGCGUCUGGCCUACCUGCUGCAGCAGACGGAUGAGUACGUGGCCAACCUCACUGAGUUGGUCCGGGCUCACAAGCUAGUACAGGCCCUCAAAGAGAAGAAGAAGAAGAGGAAGAAGAAGAAGCUGGAGAACGCUGAGGGUCAGACUCCUGUACUGGGACCUGAUGGAGAACCUCUAGAUGAGACGUCCCAGAUGAGUGACCUACCAGUGAAGGUGAUCCACGUGGACAGUGGUAACAUCCUGACAGGGGCGGACGCUCCUAAAGCUGGACAGCUGGACACAUGGCUGGAGAUGAACCCUGGGUAUGAGGUGGCGCCUCGCUCUGACAGUGAAGACAGUGGGUCGGAAGAGGAGGAGGAGGAAGAGGAGGAGCCCCAGCCGGCAGUGCCUCCAGUAGUGGUCCUCCCAGGGUUAGUGGGGUUAGAGGAGAAGAAGAAGAAGAUCCCAGACCCUGACAGUGAAGAAGUAUCAGAGGUGGACGUACGACACAUCAUAGAGCACGCUAAACAGGAUGUGGAUGAUGAGUAUAACAGUGCAGAGGCAGCGUUCGCUCGGGGACUCCAGUCUUACUACGCUGUGGCCCAUGCUGUCACUGAGAGAGUGGAGAAACAGUCCACUAUACUCAUCAACGGACAACUGAAACAGUACCAGAUUAAAGGUCUGGAGUGGCUGGUGUCUCUCUACAACAACAAUCUGAAUGGUAUCCUGGCUGAUGAAAUGGGACUAGGAAAGACCAUCCAGACCAUCGCUCUCAUCACGUACCUGAUGGAGAACAAACGAGUCAACGGACCUUUCCUCAUCAUAGUACCACUCUCAACUCUCUCUAACUGGGUGUAUGAGUUUGACAAGUGGGCUCCGUCUGUAGUGAAAGUCUCCUACAAGGGCUCCCCUCAGGCCAGAAGGGCCUUCAUCCCCCAGCUACGCAGCGGCAAGUUCAACGUUCUCCUCACUACCUAUGAGUACAUCAUCAAGGAUAAACAGGUCCUAGCCAAGAUCCGGUGGAAGUACAUGAUCGUGGACGAGGGCCACCGGAUGAAGAACCACCACUGUAAGCUGACCCAGGUCCUCAACACCCACUACCUGGCCCCCAGGAGAGUGCUCCUAACGGGGACACCGCUCCAGAACAAGCUGCCUGAGCUCUGGGCCCUGCUCAACUUUCUCCUGCCCACCAUCUUUAAGAGCUGCAGUACCUUCGAACAGUGGUUCAAUGCACCAUUCGCUAUGACUGGAGAGAAGGUAGAUCUAAAUGAAGAAGAGACCAUCCUGAUUAUCCGUCGCCUCCACAAGGUGCUCCGCCCCUUCCUGUUACGCAGGCUCAAGAAGGAAGUAGAGGCUCAGCUACCGGAAAAGGUGGAGUAUGUAAUAAAGUGUGAUAUGUCAGCGCUCCAGAGGGUUCUUUACAGACAUAUGCAGGCCAAGGGAGUCCUACUGACAGACGGCUCUGAGAAGGACAAGAAGGGUAAAGGAGGUACCAAGACUUUGAUGAACACCAUCAUGCAGUUGAGGAAGAUCUGUAACCAUCCCUACAUGUUCCAACAGAUAGAGGAAUCUUUCUCUGAGCAUUUAGGAUUUUCCGGAGGGAUAGUGAGUGGUCUUGACCUGUACCGAGCCUCAGGGAAGUUUGAGGUGCUGGACCGUAUCCUGCCCAAGCUGAGGGCCACCAACCACAAGGUGUUGUUGUUCUGUCAGAUGACCUCGCUCAUGACCAUCAUGGAGGACUACUUCGCCUACCGCAACUUCAAGCACCUGCGUCUGGACGGCACCACCAAAGCAGAUGACAGGGGCAUGCUGUUGAAGGCGUUUAACGACCCGGCCUCCCAGUACUUCAUCUUCCUGCUCAGUACCAGAGCCGGGGGGCUGGGCCUCAACCUGCAGUCAGCUGACACCGUGGUCAUCUUCGACUCUGACUGGAACCCUCACCAGGACCUGCAGGCCCAGGACCGUGCGCACCGCAUCGGCCAACAGAACGAGGUCCGCGUCCUGCGUCUCUGCACCGUCAACUCCGUAGAGGAGAAGAUCCUGGCAGCGGCCAAGUACAAACUCAACGUGGACCAGAAGGUCAUCCAGGCCGGCAUGUUUGACCAGAAGUCAUCGAGCCACGAGCGCCGGGCUUUCCUGCAGGCUAUCCUGGAGCACGAGGAACAGGACGAGGUCGGGGCCCCGGGCGGCAGCUAUAGCUUUGCUCAUGUCCUUCGGUCCUGCUGUGUGUUGUGUCUGUCCAUUGAUGUGUGUUUCACCGCUCAGGAGGAGGACGAGGUGCCAGACGAUGAGACGGUCAACCAGAUGAUCGCCAGGAGCGAGGAGGAGUUUGACCACUUCAUGCGUAUGGACCUGGACAGGAGGCGUGAGGACGCUCGUAACCCCCGCCGUAAGCCCCGUCUGAUGGAGGAGGACGAGCUGCCCACCUGGAUCAUGAAGGACGACGCAGAGGUGGAGAGACUCACCUGUGAGGAGGAAGAGGAGAAGAUGUUCGGGAGGGGGUCCCGCCAGCGCAAGGAGGUGGACUACAGUGACUCACUCACUGAGAAACAGUGGCUCAAGGCCAUUGAGGAAGGCACGUUAGAGGAGAUCGAGGAGGAGGUGCGUCACAAGAAGACCACCCGGAAGCGAAAGCGUGACCGCGAUGACCUCCCUGGCCCCUCCUCUUCCUCCUCGGGGGGCAGGCGGAGCCGGGACAAGGACGAGGACGGGAAGAGACAGAAGAAGAGGGGACGCCCCCCCGCAGAGAAACUCUCCCCCAACCCCCCCGCUCUCACCAAGAAGAUGAAGAAGAUAGUGGACGCUGUUAUUAAAUACAAAGACAGCAGUAAUGGUCGUCAGCUGAGUGAGGUCUUCAUCCAGCUGCCCUCGCGCAAAGAGCUGCCAGAGUACUACGAGCUCAUCCGCAAGCCUGUCGACUUCAGGAAAAUCAAGGAGAGGAUCCGUAGCCACAGAUACCGUAGUCUAGGAGACCUGGAGAGAGAUGUGAUGCUACUCUUUCAGAACGCACAGACCUUCAACCUGGAGGGAUCACUGAUCUACGAGGACUCCAUCGUGCUCCAGUCGGUGUUCACCAGUCUGAGACAGAAGAUCGAGAAGGAGGAGGACAGCGAGGGAGAGGACAGUGAGGAAGAGGAGGAGGACCUGGACGAAGGCUCCGAGUCAGAGUCCCGCUCAGUGAAGGUGAAGAUCCGUCUGGGACGGAGAGAGAAGAGUAGUGACCGGGGGAAGGGUAGGAGACGUAUGGGACGCACCCGAGCCAAACCUGUCGUCAGCGACGACGACACUGAAGAAGAGCAGGAGGAGGAACGCUCCCCCAGUGGCACUGAUGAAGAAUCCUAAAUGGAAACUAGCUGCUUACUCCAAGGUCCAACUCUACUUCCAUUAUUACCAGGUUUUGUUCAACUCCAUUUCAUAUCUACUUGGGAAUGUGGAAUUUCACUUAAUAUUGAUGCCAAUUCCCUCCCUGUUAUGUACAUUAGCACAGCUUUCAUAACAUCAACUACUGGACAUGAAGCACUGCUUAGGUGUGGAAAAUAGACCAAUUCUGCCUCAUCCUGUUAGUCGAUCUAAACAACCUUGCUAAUGUAAUAUGUGUCAACUACUAUAAGUGUUAUUUAUUAUGUCUGAUGUCUUUUGGGGGGUAAGUUGAGGCCAUAUACAGUGCCUUCAGUAAGUAUUCAUACUGCUUGACUUAUUCCACAUUUUGCUGUGUUACAGCCUGAAUUCAA
This is a messenger RNA of Salvelinus namaycush (lake trout), 5508 nucleotides long. Its product is annotated as transcription activator BRG1. The record is from RefSeq and is a predicted model, not a curated record. The transcript is spliced from 35 exons. Gene Ontology annotation, molecular function: ATP binding; transcription factor binding; ATP-dependent chromatin remodeler activity. The coding region runs from base 131 to 5119 and encodes 1662 amino acids. Lineage: Eukaryota; Metazoa; Chordata; Actinopteri; Salmoniformes; Salmonidae. Gene Ontology annotation, cellular component: nucleus. Gene Ontology annotation, biological process: positive regulation of transcription by RNA polymerase II.